AGUGGAUGUGUAAACUGAUGUCACGUGAUAGCACAAUGAAUUGUGAAGAUAGGAGGUUGAUAGGCGGGUUACCGCAACGACAUGCCACUAGGGAUACGUGUGUCCUAUUAGUAGCCUUGCGUGACCUGACCGCUUCUUGAUUCUUUUUGUUUCUAGGUGGUAUCAGGUGGGUUUGUUCUCUUUCUCAUCUACACUUCAGAGAUAGUGCGAAGAAUCUAACGCAUUAUGUCUGAUAGAAAUGCACCGAAGUGGGAUUCUUCCAAAUUGCUCCCAAAUAUGGCAGCAUCCGUUCAAACAGGAUCGAUCUGGACUAUCAUCGUCGACUGUGCUCUAACGUGUUUUUACAGGGUCUAUGGCCGGACGUGAACGGAACGAAUUUGUACUACGGAGGCGAAGGCAUAGCAGGAACCGACAUCGUCUUUCUUAACGGCUCGCAGGAUCCAUGGAAACAUGCGUCGAAACUCAUCUCGAGCUGCAAAGAGACUAGCAUUAUGAUAUCAUGUCCAAACUGCGGUCACGGAGUCGAUAUGAGAGGUUGUCCUCAACACCCCGUCCAGACUCUGGGCGACGCGAAUCAGUGCUCAAACGUCACGGCCGUCAGUCGAGCUCGAGAGAAAGUUCUCGACGCGCUCGACUGCUGGUUGCGAAGUUCUUCGUGUUUGUGUUAAUCUAGAGAAUUAACCGAAUGGCGUACGUGUUGUGAUGCGAAACACAGUUGAGGCGUUUGCAUGGAUAUGGUUGAAGUAGACACUCUAUGUCUGCCAAUAAUAAAAGCCGACACGUUACAUUGACUGCUAUGUUAUAGACAUGACUGAAUGCUCUGUCAUUUACAAACUCAGGAAUUUGAGGCCCUUUGCCAUAGUAGCUGUCGGUGUCGUCUAGUAUUCUAGUAUGCAGUCCACUUUAGGAUAGGAUAUGAUGCCUUACUCGGUGGGGAGACCUGGUCUGCUUGUCUUCGUCUGGAUGGGCUAUUCAAACCUUAUUGCUUCCGGCAUCCUUGUCUCAACGUCCGAUUAUGUAGGCUAGCUCCAGCGUUAGCCUGACGAGAAGCCGUAGUCCUGGAGAUCGCACAAAGGCGGAAAUCGGACUAAUUGCGAACCGCUUAGGUAUAGAGAAUGUAUAGAGAACUUCCUGGAUAUCUGCACGCUAGACGGGGAAAUAGUUUCUGUUGUCUGGCGAUUUGCGUUCAUGUAGGUUGCUUGGCGUUUUAUGUCGCGUUUCUACCGCUCUCUUGUGCUAAUACUUUACGAAGAAAACGAUUCGAGCUAGCUCAACUUGGUGAAGAUUGAAUUACCGUAAUGCUGCAUUGCGUAUAUCAAGGCUUCGUUUUUUCUUCGGAUUUCUGUACGAGCCAUCAGCUCGAGAUCGGGUUACUGCGCUGCCAUCGGACUCGGUCGGGAUGUCGACGUGCCGCUCGCAGCAAAACCUAUUGUGGUGUCUCGUGCGCACCCGUUAGCUAAACGAUUCCAAGUACUGGCGACCGUCUACGCGCGAAGUCGGAAGACAAGGCGAACACCGCAAAGUGCAUUAUCGCCUAUGACCAGUCUUUCGGAAGCAGCCGCGUUGCGAAGCUCCGUACGCGGCCUGUUGCACCAAUUAUUGGUAUUUGCUGACCGGGCCCAAGAAGCGUUAUAGGUUGAUUGGCUUAGAUAAUCCAGCAGCUGAUGCGGUGCUAUUGUCGCCGACUUUGUACCAGCGAAUGGGCAGAACGACGAAGGAAGACUUGGCUGUCGAAGCCUUAGAGGCGACGGUGAGACGGUAAUUUGUCUUUCGGGAUUGGUCUGAACCUUUAUAAGCGAGCUGCAGAGUGAUAGCCGUCACAUAUCGCCCGCUGUUCGCAACCCGUGUUCGCGAGCUGCUCGAACAAGAAGACGCGACGAAGUUUGAGACGAGAAUGGAUACGCAACGAAAAUCGUGCGCUCUCUUUCGACCCUACGCGCUGCCGUCGCCGACGAACAAGAAAUCGUUUUAUUUCGACGAGACGCGCAGGCAAGUGGAAGAAAACGAGAGAAACAAAAGAACGGACUGUGAUACUGUGUCAGCGUUCAACCGUCCAAAGCCUGUUUCGGAUGCUGUCGAUUCACUGCUCGCUCUUCAAGGCUCGCCGAGUCCUGCCGAGAGUCGAGAUGCUUCGACUAGUGACAGUGAAGGCGAGAUUUUAGCACCUCGCGUUGAAUCGAUCGACAGAUCGAUCAAUAUCGUCGACGUCAACUCGGUACCGGCCUGGACGUUCGCGUAUCCUCGCGAUUACUUCGGACAAGGAUACGAUACGGGAACUGCGCUGACGUUCAGUCAAGUCUUCAAGCGAGAACCGCUCGUUUCACUCAUUGGACAUUCACCGCACAACAACCGGCAUCUACAGUACACGCCGUCGUUUACGCCUUUCUUGCCUUCGCCACACGCCGUUAACGUUCCUACUUGGCAUUGGCAUCAUCGCGAUUCGACAGCGUGCAACGGCGGCCACUGUUCGACAUGUAGCCGGUCGUUCCACGGUCAUUCGUCUCUGAGCGGUCACAUUCGAGCUCACGGCAUCUCGGGAGACCGUCCGUUUCGCUGUCAAGUCUGCUUCAAGACGUUCUCUCAGGCGGCCAACUUGAACGCGCACAUGAGGACUCACAGCGGAGAACGCCCGUUCAAAUGCCCGCUCUGCGACCGCCGAUUCUCCCAGUCGUCGUCCGUGACGACGCACAUGCGCACGCACACCGGAGAACGACCGUACAAAUGCAAGGUGUGCGAGAAGGCGUUCGCGGACAGCUCGACGUUGACCAAGCACUUUAGGAUACACAGCGGCGAAAAACCGUACAAGUGUAAGAUUUGUGAGCUCAGCUUCUCUCAAUCGGGAAACCUCAACAGGCACAUGAGAACACACGGACAUUUCCGGUGACUUGUAUCUCUGUCGACGUUACUUUGCGAUUUAGCUAAUUUUUUUACGUACAAAGUUUUGACUCAAAACUGCCCAAAGUGCUAGUAUGUUAAUGUAUUUUGAUAGCAAUAUCAAGCCUCCAUAUUUAGCUAUACCGCGAAUAUCAUAUUUCCUUUGCUCGUAGUAACUUUAUCUGAGGUAUUAUUAUUCUGUACGCGAUACGAUGUGAAAUGUCUCAUUGAAUUUACUUUUGUUGAAACGGAAC
Messenger RNA from Corticium candelabrum, 3128 nucleotides. RefSeq lists its product as uncharacterized. The record is from RefSeq and is a predicted model, not a curated record. Gene Ontology annotation, biological process: proteolysis; regulation of transcription by RNA polymerase II. Lineage: Eukaryota; Metazoa; Porifera; Homoscleromorpha; Homosclerophorida; Plakinidae. Bases 1895 to 2884 code for a protein of 329 amino acids. Gene Ontology annotation, molecular function: DNA-binding transcription factor activity; dipeptidyl-peptidase activity; RNA polymerase II cis-regulatory region sequence-specific DNA binding. The transcript has 7 exons.